Molecule: messenger RNA, 2025 nt
Organism: Saccostrea echinata
Lineage: Eukaryota; Metazoa; Mollusca; Bivalvia; Ostreida; Ostreidae
Exons: 1
Coding region: 1-2025 (674 amino acids)
Biological process (GO): DNA replication
Molecular function (GO): DNA binding; DNA-directed DNA polymerase activity; nucleotide binding
Source: RefSeq, a predicted model, not a curated record
AUGGACGUAUUUAAGACGAAGUUUUUAUCCGAAGACUGGAAGGUCCUGGUCAGAGAGGACGAUCAAGAGCGAUGGCUUGAUGUUAAAAAGCUGGACGGGGAGGUAACUGUGAAAUACGAGGGUCGGUGGAUACCGUGGGACGAUCUUAAGCAACGCAAUGUCGUGAUCACGAAAGAAGAGUUCGUCAAGUCUCCGAUUGCAUGGCCCCCACCGAAGGGAUAUCCGUCCCGCAUUAAUUAUAGUCGCAAGUCCAUCUGUUGGCUGGAGUUACUGAGACAUCGAGCUCAAGCCUCGGGACGCGUGUUAGACAUUCAACAUGCCCUGACGGGGCGUGGGGAAUACCGAGUACCCGGUACCCGCUAUUCCGUAGACGGAUACGUUCCGCCCAAUGCAGAACACCCUCGUGGCGUGGCUUACGAGUUUCACGGUUGUCUGUACCACGCCUGUCCCGUCUGUUACAAGGACCGAGACGCCGUGCUGAUUCCAAACUCCGACCAAACAGCUUCCGAUUUUUUUACUCUGACAGAACACAAGGAGCAUCGACUCCGAGAAGAGGGGUUCAAAGUCGUUACCAUCUGGGAACACGAGUUUGACGCCCUGUUAGUCGCGGAUGACGAUGCCAAGUCGUCUGUCGAUAGUUUGGAAGUGGUGGAUCGUCUCUACCCUCGGGACAGUCUGAUGGGUGGACGUACCAACGGAUGCGUGCUCUACAAGCGAGCGACGAGGAACACAAAUAUCAAAUACGUCGACUUUACGUCGCUGUAUCCCUUUGUCAACAAGACGUGUCGUUACCCCGUCGGACACCCAGACAUCGUCACUCGCGAUUUCGCCGACCUGACGACGUAUUUCGGAUUGGCCAAAGUCAAAGUACUUCCACCACGUGAUCACUUUCUUCCGGUCUUAGGUUAUCGCACAGGAGGUAAAUUAACCUUUCCCCUCUGCCGAACGUGCGUCGAACGUCAACAACAGACACCCUGUGUCUGUAACGAUACACAGAGGGCUCUGACGGGGACGUAUUGUACACCAGAACUCUUGAAAGCCAUUGAGAAAGGAUACAAAAUCUUAAACAUCUACGAGAUAUAUCAUUGGAAUGAAACGACGCAAUAUGACUCAAGCACGAAGACGGGAGGCCUUUUUGCGUCAUACAUUAAUAUGUUUCUUAAAAUAAAACAAGAGGCCAGUGGGCGACCGGCAUGGGUCAAGACCGAGGCCGAUCUCGAGCGUUACAUUGAAAUGUACGAAGAAAGGGAAGGCAUUCGCCUAGACCCGAACAAAAUCGAAGUCAAUGCGGGUCUAAGGAGUUUAGCAAAACUGUUGCUGAACAGUUUCUGGGGGAAAUUCGGUCAACACAUGAAUCUGACCAAGACUCAAUUUAUUCAUGACAGCCAGGCUCAUGUACUCUUCGGUCAGAUGACUAACCCCACCGUCCACAUCGUCGACUUUAAUAUCGUGGACGACGAGAAUCUGAUGCUUUCCACUAAACGCACCUCGGAGGAAAUGUGUGCACCGGGUCACACUAACGUCUUCUUAGCGUCCUUCACCACCUGCUGGGCACGAUUAAAACUCUACGAGCUACUGGAUCAAUUACAAUCCCGCGUGCUCCACUGGGACACCGAUUCCGUGAUUUACAUGACGAACGAAGGGAAAUGGGAACCCCCCGUCGGGGACUAUUUAGGCGAACUCACUAACGAACUUGAGGAGGGAGACUGGAUCACGGAAUUCGUGUGUAAUGGCCCCAAAAACUAUGCUUAUCAAACCCACAGAGGUAAACGCGUAUGUAAAGUCAAAGGAUUUUCUUUAAAUUAUGCCAAUUCGCAGAUCCUUAAUUUAGAAAGAAUGAAGGAUGCCAUGUUUAAUAGAGACGACACUCACCUCGGCGUUUACCACACCCACAACCCCAGCCAGAUCUGUCGAGAAAAAAUUCACAGUGAACUGUAUUCGCAGGAAGAACUGAAGGAAUAUUCUGCCGUAUAUACCAAACGGGUCGUCCAGCCGGACCUGACCACACUGCCAUACGGAUAUUGA